UCCCGCCGUCCGCGGCCGCGUCCACAGCAUGGCCGCGCUGGGGCGGCCGGGCCCGGGGCCGCGCUCCGCGCUGCCCGCCUGGAAGCGCGAGAUCCUGGAGCGGAAGCGGGCCAAGCUGGCCGCGCUGGGCGGGGGCGCGGGGCCCGGCGCGGCGGAGCCCGAGCAGCGGGUGCUGGCGGAGAGCCUGGGCCCGCUGCGCGAGAACCCGUUCAUGCGGCUGGAGGCCGAGCGGCGGCGCGGCGCUGGCGCGGCGGGGGCGCGGCUGCUGGAGCGGUACAGCCGCGUGCCGGGCGUGCGCGCCCUCCGCGCCGACAGCGUCCUCAUCAUCGAGACGGUGCCCGGCUUUCCGCCCGCGCCGCCCGCCGCGGGGGCCGCGCAGAUCCGCGCCGCCGAGGUGCUGGUGUACGGGGCGCCGCCCGGCCGCGUCAGCCGCCUGCUGGAGAGGUUCGACCCGCCCGCCGCGCCGCGCCGCCGCGGGAGCCCGGAGCGCGCCCGACCCCCGCAGCCGCCGCCGGCGCCGCCCCGGCCCCCGCCCGCGGCUCCCAGCCUGCCCGCCGCGCCCGGGCCCUGCAGUGGCGGGGCGAGCCCCGGGGCCCGGCGCAGCGACUUCCUGCAGAAGACCGGGAGCAACUCCUUCACCGUCCACCCCCGGGGUCUGCACCGCGGCGCGGGCGCCCGCCUGCUCUCCAACGGGGCCUCGGCCGCUCAGCCCCGGGCCAGCCCUGCCAACGGCCUCGCGGGCUCCCCGCCCGGGUCGGGACAGUGGAAGCCAAAGGUGGAGCCGGGGGAUCCCUCCCUCCACCCGCCCCCCAGCCCUGGGACCCCGAGUGCCACUCCAGCCGCGCCCCCUGCCAGUGCCACUCCCAGCCAGCGCCAGUGCGUCUCCGCGGCCACCAGCGCCAACGACUCCUUCGAGAUACGGCCGGCCCCCAAGCCAGACAUGGAGACCAUUCCCUCGGGGGACCUCCAGGCCCGGGCGCUGGCCAGCCUCCGCGCAAACUCUCGAAAUUCCUUCUUGUUCAUCCCCAAGAGCAAGGACUCCCGGGCCCCUCCUGCUGAGGGGAGGCAGUCCUCGGAGCUGCCAAAGGGAGACGUGGGCCGGAGCACCCCGAGCCAGGAGCUCGGAGCCCAGCUGGUGCCUGGAGGAGAUGGUUCUCCUGCCCUGGGGAAGAAUCCCCUGGAGGUCCAGGCACAGUGGGCAGUCGAUGAGGGGCCCUGUCCAAGGGCAGCCACUGCACUCUCUGACCGAGCCGUCAGGUGGCAGAGGUCGUCCUCACCGCCCCCCUUCCUGCCGCCUGCCGCGGAAGAAGCUGAGCCUGCCGAAGGCUUCAAUGUUCCUGGCUUGGCCAAGAAUAGCCAGGAACACGGGAGGCCGGGGCUGCCUGUCACCUUCAUUGAUGAGGUAGACUCGGAGGAGGAGGCCCCCCAAGAAGCCAAACUCCCCUACUCCACUCACCCUGCUAGGCCCGGGUGCGUGGCGGAGCUCCAGCCGAGAGGCAGCCAUACCUUCACAGUGGUGCCCAAGAGGAAGCCAGGGCCCCUGCAGGAGCAGCACUUGAGUCAGGCUGAUGGGGGCCCCCGGCCACUGGAGGCUGAGGAAGAGGAGGCUGGUGGCCUCCUGGGGCCCACGCUGAAGAAGCGCUACCCCACGGUGCAUGAGAUUGAGGUGAUUGGCGGCUACCUGGCCCUGCAGAAGUCCUGCCUCACCAAGGCCGGCUCCUCAAGAAAGAAGAUGAAGAUCUCCUUCAACGACAAAAGCCUGCAGACCACGUUUGAGUACCCUUCCGAGAGCUCCCUAGCGCAGGAGGAAGACGUGGAGGGGGAGGAAGAGGAGGAGGAGGAGGAAGAAGAGGAGGAAGAGGAGGAGGAGGGGUCCUGCUCAGAGGAGAAGCCCUUUGCACUCUUCCUGCCCCGGGCCACAUUUGUGAGCAGCGUGAGGCCCGAGAACGCUUGGCUGCCCGAGGGUAGCUCAGGCCUGUCCAGCUACACCCCGAAGCACUCUGUGGCCUUGAGCAAGUGGCAGGAGCAGGCGCUGGAGCAGGCACCGAGGGAGGCAGAGCCCCCACCCUUGGAGGCCAUGCUGACACCUGCCAGUCAGAAUGACCUCUCGGACUUCCGCAGUGAGCCAGCCCUGUACUUCUGAGCCCAGCUGUGGGAGUCCUGGAAGCUGGGCAGUGGCCAGGGACUACUGCGCCUUUCUGCCUCGUCUCGUCUGGCCUCACCGUAUCCCCACCCCUCCUAGCCCUGGAAGCAGCCAGGUGCCUCCUGCUGUCGGGGCCAGGUCUGGGUCUCUCUCCCUGGCCCAGGUUUGGGGGAGUCCGAGGGGGAGUGAGGUGGGGUGCUGCCCGUGGGUGAGGGCCAGGGGCCUGCAGGGUGGUGGCCAUCUGCGACCGGGGAGGGGGGGAGCUGUGCAGAUUCUGCACCAGGCCGUUCCCUAUUCCGCCCCUCAGCCUGGCCCUCUGUGACGAGUGGCGUCUUUCCUGCCUCUGAUGACGGACGCAAUAAACAGCACUGUACCAAGC
This is a messenger RNA of Sapajus apella (tufted capuchin), 2522 nucleotides long. RefSeq names its product taperin (gene TPRN). Lineage: Eukaryota; Metazoa; Chordata; Mammalia; Primates; Cebidae. Gene Ontology annotation, molecular function: phosphatase binding. The transcript is spliced from 4 exons. Gene Ontology annotation, cellular component: stereocilium base. Bases 29 to 2143 code for a protein of 704 amino acids. Gene Ontology annotation, biological process: sensory perception of sound; auditory receptor cell stereocilium organization; stereocilium maintenance. The record is from RefSeq and is a predicted model, not a curated record.